Messenger RNA from Musca vetustissima, 1452 nucleotides. RefSeq lists its product as uncharacterized. The coding region runs from base 1 to 1452 and encodes 483 amino acids. The transcript has 5 exons. Lineage: Eukaryota; Metazoa; Arthropoda; Insecta; Diptera; Muscidae. The record is from RefSeq and is a predicted model, not a curated record.
AUGUCUCACCCCACAGGAGAACGCAUAAAAGUCACCUUCGACAAAAAGGAACUGCAAAAUCGAAUAACAAAUUUUACAUUUCGUGAGGCACGUCGUCAUUCUGGCAAUCUCUAUGCAGCUCUUGUGCAAGAACUUCGUGAAGAUGGUUGUUUGACAUCAGCAAAAUAUUUCGAAAUGUUAGCCUCUAAAGAAACGGAUUAUUAUAAGAACAAUGUGAUACGAGAUCGUGUUAUGGAUCAUCCCGGUUUCCUAAUGUCCCUCUAUGACAAUUGUAAAAUGGCCGAAAGAUCUGCACUGCUGGAACAAUGUGAAGGAAUGGCGGUAACAUUUAAUUUACUAUACCAAAUUGUCUCAAUGAUGGAUGAACCAAAAUAUGCCAGAAAAUUUAAUUGGCUACGGAAGGAUGUCUAUGAAAUUGUGGCAAAAAUAUGCGAUAAACUAGGUAAGGGGAAGAACAAUGUGGAAAGGCCAAUUGCAAUGAUUUAUUUAAAAUAUGCAAUAUGUAUGUUUCACAAUAAAAAUUCUCUUGCAGAUGAAACCAUAAAUCUAGCCUUACUCUACUAUGAAAAGGCUAUUACAUUGGCACAAACCAAUAAAUGGAUUACAAACACCACCACCCCUGCGGAUGCUCGCGCGGCAUUAACAUCUCUGCACACCACAAUCGCUGAACAUUAUGUGGCAGCUCUUUUGAAAUUUGGCAAAUCAAUUGCCGUCAGCGAUUAUUUACAGGCCGUUGGUUUAGGCCAAAAGGCUAUUUGCGUUCUAACACAAGUGGGUCGCAAUGUACGAAAUCUACAUCAAUUUACGGAUAUUGAAAUGCACAUUGCGGAAUUUUACAUUGAAGGGGAAAAAUAUGAUGUCGCCUUGGCUCUACUUCAGGAAUUAAGCGAUGAAGUGUCAAAGAUUGAUAAUCGAUAUAGUGAAGAGCUGACAAUGCGUUUGCAAUUGAAUAAGGGAAUUUGCUAUACCAAACUACAAUAUUUUUUCUUCAAUGGUGUACAAUUGCAUAUUGUCCAACCUUUGGAAGAUAAUGAGGUGACUUUGAACGCUAAGACGCCGGACAACAAUCAUCAGAUGCCGUGGAAAUCAGGAUUCAAAUCCCAGCCAGCACAAAUCUAUAUGGAAAUUGGAAAACUAUAUUUGCAGCAAGGUGUCAGCCAACGUAAUAUGGCAAGAAAUGCAUUUUUAAAAUCGAAAGAAAUUUACGAAAGCCUAGGCGACUUACAAAAUAGUAAAAAGAAUAAAUAUCUAUUGGCUCAGGUAAUGAGUACCGAAAUAUUUCCCCUGUUCAUGGAUCUUAUGAAGGCAAGUGAUAAAUAUUGUAAUUUAUUUGAUUUACGUCGUUGGAAAUAUCAAUUGAAACCAUUUUGGCGUGAUCAAUAUUUAAAAACUGAAAUGGGUGAUGAAUUGCAGUGUCUACUGAACGAGUUUCCUCCAAAGAAAACAAAUUAA